AUGGCGCCUCCUAUACGACUCCGUAGUUUCGGCACUGGUGUCCAGGGCAUCGACUGGACUGACAUGACCAUCAUCAUUGUCUUCCUCUCCCUGGCCCUGUACAACGUUCUCGAACUUCUUUGCAUUAUUUGGGGUACUUUCAAGCGAUAUGCUGGGCUAUACUUCUGGUCUUUCUUGAUGGCGACGAUCGGCAUCGCCUUAUCCUGCAUUGGGUUUUGCAUCAAAUACUUUGGGCCUGCAUCUCUGGGCUACUUUUCCUGUACCCUCAGCCUCAUGGGAUGGGUGUUGAUGGUGACGGGUCAAUCGUUGGUACUUUGGUCUCGACUGCAUCUAGUGCUGAGGAACCAAAAACGUCUGAAAAUAAUCCUAUACAUCAUCAUCUUCAACGGAAUCGUCUGCCACGGUAUGGUCAUCCCGCUGGUUUACGGAUCCUUCUCGAGCCGCCCAGAAAUCUUCGAGCAGCCGUACAAGAUCACCGAAAGGAUUGAAAUCAUUGUCUUCUUUCUCCAAGAGAUGAUGCUCUCUGGCCUCUAUAUUUAUGAGACGCUUAAACUAUUACGAUUAGGAGGUAGCCUUGGAAACAAGCGAUCGAGUCGUCGUCUGCUAAAGAACCUCAUCCUCGUCAACAUUCUCGUCAUGAUCCUCGAUAUAACCAUUGUAUGCCUCGAAUUUGCAAACCUCUAUGACUACCAGAUAUCAUACAAGCCGUUUGCUUACAGCGUCAAGCUGAAGCUUGAGUUCACCGUCCUCAAUCGCCUCGUCGAACUGACAAGCGGGGGGAGAGAAUUAAACUCUAGCGGCCAAAGCGCAUCGUCUAGUGGUCGCAGCAAUAGCAAUGCUUCAGCUGUCUUGGAUACCUUCAGCAGCACCAAGUCGAUUAGCGGCGGCUCGUAUCACGCGUAUGCCAGAGGUGGAUGCAGCGAAAAUCUGCACAAGCCAACACCGUCCGAAGUUGAGAAUGGGAAUAGGGUCAUGAUGACGACUGCCAUCACUGUCCAUCGAGAGAAGAGAUCCCAUGAUCUUGAUGCGCAAUCCAAGAAUUCUUCUGAGGAUUCAACAAGUAGCACAUCGAGGGGGGCAAGUGACGGUAACGAAGAGAAAUCAUCAUCUCAGAUUAAUCUAGCGACGAACAGCGGCUUUUAG
Molecule: messenger RNA, 1143 nt
Organism: Trichoderma virens Gv29-8
Lineage: Eukaryota; Fungi; Ascomycota; Sordariomycetes; Hypocreales; Hypocreaceae
Exons: 1
Coding region: 1-1143 (380 amino acids)
Source: RefSeq, a predicted model, not a curated record